Messenger RNA from Microthlaspi erraticum, 276 nucleotides. NCBI's taxonomy places the organism in Eukaryota, Viridiplantae, Streptophyta, Magnoliopsida, Brassicales, Brassicaceae. The record is from the annotation of a GenBank genome assembly.
AUGGCUUUCAGAGUUCCUCGUGUGCUGCAAAUCUUCCGGCAAGCGAAGCUCUUUGCUACCUCAAAAUCUGCUGAUGUUCCAAAGGGAUACUUUGCAGUGUACGUUGGAGUGAGCCAAAAGAAGAGACAUGUCGUUCCGAUAUCGUUCUUGACCCAACCAUCGUUUCAAGACCUACUAAGAAAGGCAGAGGAUGAAUUUGGGUUUGAUCACCCAAAGGGUAGACUAACAAUCCCCUGCAGUGAAGACACAUUUGCUCAUCUCACCUCUUCUCUAUGA